GGUAGUUUGGUGCCUAUGGCAACGCGUCUCCAUUCUGUCAACUUAACCAUGUCAUCAGUGGUGGCGCGCAACUCGAGGACUCUAUUUCCAGACAUUUACAAUCCACAGAAACAAAGACAAACAUCUAAAUUCAGGAAGCCAUUACGACGAAAUAUUUGCACGGGGCUGCUGUCUACUGGGUUUCACCGCUCGUUUGCGCAGCUGUUUGCCCUGCUGCAGCGCUGGGAGGAAGCUGAAGUGCAUCCAGAAAAACUAGAUACGCUGCAGAGCUUCCUCGUCCGCGCUGAAACUGCCGAAAGAUACGGAAAAUAUGGGGAGAUGUAUGACAACCACCUGUGUCUGGCCAGGUUCUUCACUGAACCAGAGGAUGAAUGGUUGAAGCAUCAUUUCUUUCAACUGGCCCUGCAAUCAGCUCGCAAACUAAAAAUCGACUCUGGCAAAAGAGAGGCAGAAGCACUUUUGCACAUUGGACAGAUAUAUUUAGUGAAGGGUCAGCUGGAGCUUGCACAAGAUCAUUACGAGGAGUUUUAUCACAUGACCUUGGGCCGCGAGUGGCAGGACACCAGUGGGUGCUCGCAUCACAAACGCUCGUGUGAAGAGCUGGGGAGGGUGUACACAUUGCUGGCAGAGAGGCUUCUUCAGAAACAAGACUGUGAGCUUGCAGUCAAGAUGCUCACCAAAGCCUACGAGAUGGCUAAAGAAUCAGGAGAUUCAGGGCCUAAAGGAAAGGCGGCUUAUAGACUAGGCAUUGCAUAUCAGAGUAUAGGAGACCACACAACAGCUAUACAGUUUCUCAGUGUGUAUAAGGACAUCUCCACAGCACGUGGAGAUAUGGAUAACCUGGGAAGAGCAUAUGGAGCCAUUGCCAAAUCUCUGGAGAGUGAGGGCAAGCAAACGGAAGCAGUUCAACAUUUGGAAAAGUUUGCUGAGAUUUCUAUGAGCAACAAACAGGACGGAAAUCUUGAGAAAGCCUACACAUAUCUAGGAUCAAUCCUCAACUCCAGAAUGCAGUAUGAUGAAUCAUAUGUAUAUUUAAAGCGUGCAUAUGAGAUUGCAUGUAAUAUGGCAUCAGUGUCGAGGGUGCAGAAAGCCCAGUUGCGUGUGGGCACCUCCCGUGCACUCAGCAUGGUGCAGGCAUAUUAUAAACACAUAGAGAUGUCAAGAUGGCAAAGCAUCCAGAAAAUCAUUGAGUGGAAGGAGAAAAGACAGGGCAACUUUGUUGAAACCAUAGAGCAAAUGAAGAAAUGAACAGUGAACAAAGCACAAGGACUGGUCGAUAAGGCUAAAUAAAGUCUUAAAAUAUUCCAUAUUA
Molecule: messenger RNA, 1312 nt
Organism: Triplophysa dalaica
Lineage: Eukaryota; Metazoa; Chordata; Actinopteri; Cypriniformes; Nemacheilidae
Gene: ttc29
Product: tetratricopeptide repeat domain 29
Exons: 10
Coding region: 16-1248 (410 amino acids)
Molecular function (GO): protein binding
Source: RefSeq, a predicted model, not a curated record